Branchiostoma floridae (Florida lancelet) is the source of this 1535-nucleotide messenger RNA. Its product is annotated as protein O-mannose kinase-like. The record is from RefSeq and is a predicted model, not a curated record. The transcript is spliced from 2 exons. Lineage: Eukaryota; Metazoa; Chordata; Leptocardii; Amphioxiformes; Branchiostomatidae. Gene Ontology annotation, cellular component: endoplasmic reticulum membrane. Gene Ontology annotation, molecular function: carbohydrate kinase activity; ATP binding; protein kinase activity. Bases 1 to 1092 code for a protein of 363 amino acids. Gene Ontology annotation, biological process: protein O-linked glycosylation; protein phosphorylation; carbohydrate phosphorylation.
AUGUUGUGUCGUGUAUUAAGUGCGCGACGUGUGGCCAGUCUGCUUCUUAUUCUCCUACUUCCCUACUUACUUCAGAAUCUACGGAUCUGGUUGUCUCCAAGGUCCUUGGUCUCUCCUGCUAACAAGCAGUCUGGCUUCUUCCACGUUGAAAAGGAUGAAAAUUGGCGACUGAAAUUCCAGGGAACAGCUAACCCGGAUGUUGUGGACGACGUGGCCGAAUGGCUGGGAGUGGGCAAGCUUGGAGAGAAGGGAUUGUGUGCACCGGGAAGUUUUAGACUUGCCACAAUGGAAACUUGUAUGCCAUGGCUUGGGUGCCAAGAGAUGUCUGACGAAGUGACCGUACAGAACAUGUUCGCACGUGGAAAGAGGAAGAAGGUUUACAACGCUACCUGGAGAGGCCACACCGUGGCGUACAGCAACCUGAGUAACACUCAGUACACUCCGCACUUCCUCCGUGAUGUAGAGAUGCUGCGGAACAUGCAGCCGACUUCUCACGUAGUGCAGCUGGUGGGAUCGUGCAACGCAACUCUCCUCACACAGUAUCACAGACUCGGAUCUGCAUCUAAGAUUGAUAAAAUCAUCCUAGAUAGGAAGUCAAACGAUGUUCGGACAAUAUUUAACGUGGCUAUAAGUUACAUAGAGGCAAUACAUUUCCUCCACAAUAGUCCAAUCGGCACAAGAGUCAUGACUGACUCGGUACAACUCCGACAUGCUCUAUCCCAAUUUCUCGUCACAGAUGAUCUUAGACUUGUCUUAAACGAUUUGGAUGAUAUUCCAGAAGUAAAUCCGGAAGAAAAUCUUUUUAUCAAGUGUAGGAGUACACGCAAUAAUUCCAGUUUUAUUGCACCUGAACAUCGACGUUUUCCAUUAGAUCGACCAAGAAUGUCUGCCUGUGAUGAAAAAUCUGACAUUUGGAAAAUACCACCUGUUGUCGACUUCUUACUAGGAAAUGUAAAUGGAAGUGAUGUUGUCAGAUCACACUUGUUCGAAGUGCACCAACGGUGUCAAAACUUGGACCCAAAGCAACGACCAAGUGCCAAGGUAGUAUUGAAGGAGUACAAAAGGAUUAGAAAUAUGCUUUUCCCCGAAUAAAGGCCCAAUAAAAAGCGUAAUCAUUGGGGUAGUGAAUAUUUUCUGAAAGAAGUACGUAGACCGUUUUAUUUGAGGCUGAAAGAUCGAGUAGUAAAGGGGGCCAUUUACAUCAGGGGCAACAACCUUCUCUCAACAGGGACGGGGGCGAUAUCAACUUUCAACAACCUUUGACCAAUUGAUAACAUCAUGCAUACGAUAGGUCACGUGUCCAGAGCAAUUGGGUGGAGAAGGGUGAACACUGAACAGUUGAAGAAAUUCCGAUUAGUUAAUUUUUAGUUCAAGAAUUUAGUUUUCUCCGUAAUGUACAAACUCAGAUUAACAUUCAUGCCAAAGAAAGGUCGGCAUUUUAGUUGCUGAAGCAUUUUUGCACAGUGUAAGGCAUUAUUCGGUGACCAUGGUUGCACAUAAAGAAGUAGCAUGUUGAAAUCAAAAAAGGCAUGAAG